This is a messenger RNA of Sus scrofa (pig), 3638 nucleotides long. It is a transcript of the gene NIPA2, whose product is annotated as NIPA magnesium transporter 2. Gene Ontology annotation, cellular component: membrane. Lineage: Eukaryota; Metazoa; Chordata; Mammalia; Artiodactyla; Suidae. Gene Ontology annotation, molecular function: magnesium ion transmembrane transporter activity. The record is from RefSeq and is a predicted model, not a curated record. Gene Ontology annotation, biological process: magnesium ion transport.
CACUGAGCGUGCGCGCGCCGCCGCUUUCGUCAUUCGGCCGCGCCCAGGUUCUCCUCUGCUGCGCCCCUUGGCCCCCUGUGGCGGCGGUGGGUGCCGGAGGUCGUCCGGGGCAAGUUCCUCUCGGCAUUUCCCCAUGGAGGAAGCGGCGUGCACGGCUGCAGCCCCGGAUGCUCGCACCUCCUACGGGACAGCAACGAAGGCUGUGGCCGCGCGAGCUCAGGACAGAGUGACCCGGGCGGCCUGUGUAGGGGUGUGAACGGAGGUGACCGGGGCCGGAUAGGAAAAGGGAAGCUGCGCGGCGGGCCUGCCAACUUUCUUCCUUUCAGGCUCUCCCAGCUGUAAUUGACCUUCAGUUACACAGAAUGGGAACAGAACACUACCAGGUCUGAGACUAGCGAAGCAACUGUUCCUUUCAGGACAUUCACACUGAUGUCCUGUUCUCAAACUGUUUGAAGACUGUGUCAUCCUGCCUCCAGCACCAGCAGUUUCUCGUUCUUGAUCAAUGUGAUUCACAGUAAUUUCUUAAGUAACAAACGAAAUGAGCCAGGGGCGUGGAAAGUAUGACUUUUAUAUUGGUCUAGGACUGGCUAUGAGCUCCAGCAUUUUCAUUGGAGGGAGUUUCAUCUUGAAAAAAAAAGGCCUUCUGCGACUUGCCAGAAAAGGCUCCAUGAGAGCAGGUCAAGGAGGCCAUGCAUAUCUUAAAGAAUGGUUGUGGUGGGCUGGACUGCUUUCAAUGGGAGCUGGCGAGGUGGCCAACUUUGCUGCGUAUGCCUUUGCACCAGCCACCCUAGUGACUCCACUGGGAGCACUCAGUGUCCUGGUAAGUGCCAUUCUUUCUUCAUACUUUCUAAAUGAAAGACUUAAUCUUCAUGGGAAAAUUGGAUGUUUGCUAAGUAUACUGGGAUCUACAGUUAUGGUUAUUCAUGCUCCAAAAGAAGAGGAGAUUGAGACUUUAAAUGAAAUGUCUCACAAGCUAGGGGAUCCAGGUUUUGUGGUCUUUGCAACCCUUGUGGUCAUUGUGUCCUUGAUACUAAUCUUUGUGGUAGGACCUCGCCAUGGACAGACAAACAUUCUUGUGUAUAUCACAAUCUGCUCUGUAAUUGGAGCAUUUUCAGUGUCCUGUGUUAAGGGCCUGGGCAUUGCUAUUAAAGAGCUGUUUGCUGGAAAGCCCGUGCUACGACAUCCCCUGGCCUGGAUUCUGCUGCUGAGCCUUAUAGUCUGUGUGAGCACACAGAUCAAUUACCUGAACAGGGCCCUGGACAUAUUCAACACUUCCAUCGUGACUCCAAUAUAUUAUGUAUUCUUUACGACAUCAGUUUUAACUUGUUCAGCUAUUCUUUUUAAGGAGUGGCAAGAUAUGCCUGUUGACGAUGUCAUUGGAACUCUGAGUGGCUUUUUUACAAUCAUUGUGGGAAUAUUCUUGUUGCAUGCCUUUAAAGACGUCAGCUUUAGUCUCUCAAGUCUGCCUGUGUCUUUCCGGAAAGACGAGAAAGCGAUGAAUGGCAAUCUCUCUAGUAUGUAUGAAGUUCUUAAUAAUAAUGAAGAGAGCGUAACCUGUGGAAUCGAACAACACACUGCUGAAAAUGUCUCCCGAAGAAAUGGAAAUCUGACAGCUUUUCAAUAAGAAAGAUAUAAUUAAAAAUUAACCUUUGUGUUAUAAAGUGAAUCUGAGUAUGAGAAUGUGUCUGAAAAAGCAUUGUUCUCAAAAGUGUUCUCUAGAGACAAUCUUUUUUAAGGUUUCACUAAUUUGGACCAAGAAAUUACUUUUCUUAUAUUUAAAUGACACUAAAAUGACCUCAGUAUCAGGCAAUUUCUAUUACUAUUGUAUUACGGUAGAGAGAUUUUAAUUUUUCCUUCACCAAAUUCUAAAUGCAUUAAUUUUAAUGACAGUUUUAAGACUAUAAAAAUGCUGUUUUUUUCCAUUGGUGAUGAAAGUCUGAACUAUAUGUCUAGAAUCCUCACUCUAUCAAUCCCUGACCAUUUUAAGGCUUUUUGAUUUUAAAAAACAAAAUUAACUCAAUACAUUAUCCUGUAAUUUACCUUACUUAUAAAAAUGACUCAUUUGAUGAAUGGUUUUAAUUUUGAAAUGUUAAGAGAUCCAUAAGUUAUUAAAUGAAGGAAACUCAUUUACAAAACAGGUAGGAAGUGACCCCAUGGAAAUAUUUUUUAGUCUGUGACUUAUGACCAUGCACAUUUGAUGCCUUUCUAGAUGGCACCUUUUUGUUAAACCAGCCCAUCCUUUGUCCAGGUACAGCCUGGCUGGUUUUAUUCUUCAGUUACUCUAAUCCCUUAUGCCUGGUAACUUGAUUACCAUUUUUACAUCAGCUCUUGUACUUUUCAGUAUGCCUUCAUAAUGAGUUAAUAUUGUCAUUUAGCUCUUCUAACAACUCUGGGAAAUAAAAUCAGGAAUUAGGGUAAUUUCUUAAACUUAGCUCAUGUUAUAAUAAAAAGACAAAUUGAAACAAAGUUGUAAGUGUGAAUGCUAAGAAUGAACUUAGGAUGUUUGUAAAAUAGGGUUUCUUUGUACCACCUAUUUUACUUUGCUUGUAAGAGUUCGGCUAGGGCAUGAUGUAGCAUUUCAGUUUUCAGACCAGGGAUUGAACUCCAAGGGCCUCAUGGUAAAAGUGCCAAGUCCUAACCACUAGACCACCAGAGAACUCCCAUAUAUUUUAUUUUUUUGAAAAAAUGCCCAUGAGGGAGAAAAUGUUUACAGAAAACUUUAAAACAUAUGUAAAAAAGGGUUUAGAAUAGUAUAAUGAACUCCACCAGCUUCAAAACCUAUCAUUAUCGAUUAAUUGGCCUUUAAAAUACAAAUAAUUUCCACCUGAAUAGGAAGAAACUAGGCUUAUUUCUGUUCCCAUUCUAUUGGUCACACAGUUUGGCCCACUGUGUUAACUAGCCACCACAGAAGCCUCAGUGUCCACUGGCUUCAUCAGAGUUCACAGUUCCCAAGUUCCAUGAAAUUCCAUUUUCCCAACAUUUUUUUAUUGACACUCUAAGGAGCCUUUGUAGACAUUUUUUUUCUAAUUGCUUCUCCAUGUGAUUUUAACACCACAGAUAUACUCUAUAUUCGCUUAUGUACUGUAUCUGUGCUUUGUAUACAAUAGAUCAGAACCAAUUUUCACCCCCUUGGGUGUGACACUGCCCUCAAUGAGAAUGCGUAGGUUAUAAAUUUGUAAUUGUUUAAAAUCUUACAGCGCUUGAUAUUUUUUUUGGCUCAUAAUUAAGUCUUAUAAAACGCAAUAAUUAAAUUUACAUUUACUCAAUUUUUCAUCAUAGUCUCUACUUUUAUGAUAGGGUGAACACACAGAUAACUUACCUCUUACUCUGCAGCAGAAUGCUGGCCCCCAGGUUAUUUCACAUUACUAAAAGCAACAUUUUUAGGUAACUUUUCUUGUAAAGGAUAUUUUUGUUGUGUGUAAUUCAAGGUUAAACAGUACAAUGGAAUAGUUCACAAAAUUUCUGGUGCCAUGUAUGAUGUUUCUGGACUUCAGUGUUAAUGUUUCUAAAGCCAUAUGGAAGUUACUAUCAUGAUCUUGUCCCUUCUCACAAGGCUGUAGGUGACCUCAAUUCCUGGCCUAGUCUGUGUGUUCAGGUAAGCAGUGUGCACAGAGUCACAGUAAAUGAAUGAACACAAA